Galendromus occidentalis (western predatory mite) is the source of this 2442-nucleotide messenger RNA. RefSeq names its product carboxylesterase 1D-like. The record is from RefSeq and is a predicted model, not a curated record. The transcript is spliced from 6 exons. The coding region runs from base 1 to 2442 and encodes 813 amino acids. Lineage: Eukaryota; Metazoa; Arthropoda; Arachnida; Mesostigmata; Phytoseiidae.
AUGGAGGUCCGGGACAGAAUUCAGGAGACGACAACUCCGGAGUCGCCUCUACCUUCGACGACACUGUUCUCAAUAGCUUCGUUGAUCUCAUCUUCGCAAAGACGCUUCCCCUCGGCCCGGAGUCCCCUCGAGUUCCCGUUCCCACCGAUCGAUAUGAGGGCCUAUUAUGAAAGCAUGUUACAGAGGAGUUUCGGAACCGAUAGAGUCUUGGAUCUCAGCACGUCAUCGCAACAGAUGAUCGCCGUCGACAGGCGGGAGGACGACUCAAGAGGAGAGAUCCCCAGUUUAUGCAACAGCCCGCCCUCUUCUCCCAACUCGUCGAUCGACGAUAAACGAGUUCCUUCAUUGCACGGCGAGGAUUUUUUCGACGACGGUGGGGUGAACCGUCGACGACGGACUGCUUUCACUUCGGAACAGCUCCUAGAACUCGAGAAGGAAUUCCACUCGAAGAAAUACCUCUCUCUGAGCGAGCGUUCGCAGAUCGCCCACCAAUUGAAAUUGAGUGAAGUUCAAGUGAAAAUCUGGUUCCAAAACCGACGGGCCAAAUGGAAGCGGGUCAAAGCGGGACUCAGCGCCGGUAGCCGGAGCGGCAGCCAGGAGGGACACAGUCGGAUCGUAGUUCCUAUACCGGUGCACGUGAACCGAGUCGGGAUCCGUAGCCAACACAGUGCCCGCGGUCUACACGAGCCCAUGGGCGGCCUCGUAGAUGCCGAAGCGCUGGUCGAGAGUUCCCUCGGGACGAUCAUCGGCAAGACCGAGGCAUACGAGGGUGUCGGUGUCGAGAGCUUCCUGGGUAUACCCUACGCGAAACCCCCGGUCGACGAGCUCCGUUUCGCGCAUCCCCAAGCUGCCGUUCCCUUCGGGGAGCUGAAUGCCACCGAAUACUCGCCGACAUGCAUCCAAACAAAAAUCUUUCCCAUUCGUCUUCAACCCUCGUCGGAAGAUUGUUUGUACUUGAACGUCUUCCGGAAGGCGGGAACUCGACCGCAAUCGAAGAGACCGGUAAUAUUCGUGAUCCAUGGGGGAGCGUUCUGCGUGGGAUCCGCCUCGCAGGCUUUCUACAGCGGACUUCCAGUCACGGCGACUGGCGACGUGAUCGUGGUAACCAUCAACUACCGACUUGGAAUCCUCGGUUUCGCUGACAUGAAGGAUCUGGCGCCCGGAAAUCUCGGUUUAUUCGAUCAGCUGCUUGCGCUCGAGUGGGUUCAUGACAACAUCGCUUCUUUCGGGGGCGAUCCAGAGAGAGUCACGCUGCUGGGCGUCAGCGCCGGUGCGAUGUCGGUGAGUGCCCUCGUGAACACGCCUCUGAUCCGGGGUAAGAAUCUCUUCAAGCAAGCCAUUAUGGAUGCUGGUGUGAUGUCGCGGACCACGGUCAUGACUCAAGAUAUAUCCUUCCGGAAAGUGAAAGACAUCGCAGCGAAAAUCGGUUGCGGAACUGCUGAGGGCGAGAGGAUGCUCAGCUGUCUGCGUGAGAUGAACGCCACACUACUGACAGAUGCAUCGUCUGAUCCGGAGUCAAGUCCGAUUCUCACAUUUACGCCGACAGUCGACGGGAAAUUCAUCGCGUUAGAGCCUAGCAAGGAUACCCAGGAGAAGUCCGACAAGUUCGCGGACGUCAGAAUGAUUGUCGGAGUUGCGAAGAAUGAGGGUAGUCUGUUCACCGGUUUCUAUCCAGCGGUGAAAACGCUGAAGAAUGAAACGGAUUUCAUCGAAUUGGCUAAGGAGAUUUCCCGAGGGUUUCUGUAUCCGCUCACCUUGGAGACCGAGGAUGCGAAAGAUUCCCUGAUUCGAACUUAUUUUGGAAAGUCAGCAGAUCAUUACGAAGACGUUGCUGAGCUCAUUGCGGACGGCACCUUCAUAUGUCCCUCGAAUGCAUUCGUCAAGAAUUAUGCGAAGACUCACAAGAACGUUUUUGUGUAUAACUUCGAAAAAGUCAUGAAGCGGAAAUACUUGAAAUUCGGCCCGGAUAACGUGGGUGCCUACCACGGUUCACCAUUCGCGAAUUUCUUCGGUUCGUACUUGGUCACCCCAAAAGAAGACAUCGAUGGACCUCUGGAGCCGGAAGACGUGCAAUUUGCCAAGGACUCGGUCGAAUUGCUGGUGAACUUUUUGAACUUCGAGAACGCUCCCAAGUUCCGCGGAGUUACCUGGCCGAAUUAUUCCAAGGGAGAAGGCAUUCUCAUCAUCGACGACAAGCCUACGAUAAAGAGAGAUCUUGUCCAUGAGGACCGAUGCGAGAAGAUAUUCCCAUUGAUGCGGACUCCUCUCGCCAGAAGAUUGGGAAGAAUGCUCGGUGCCCGGAUACAUCAGUCGUACACAGAAAAUAUCGGCAUUCAGCUCUCAGUUACAAUCCUCCCUGAAUCGAGGAGGAGAGGCAAUCUGCGAAUGAAGCUGAUGGACGAAACAGCCUGCCCUCUGAAGAGUGUCUUGCAUGAGAACUAG